AUGAAGCUCCAGGCCGCAUCGGGCGGUAAGAGCCGCAGCUUUGCCAUCGUCUUCAUCAUUGGGGCUCCGGGUGCGGGGAAAGUCGGUGAUGGUCUGCGUGCAUGGAUGCGCGUGAAUCGCUCCACCGAGCUUGCCGCCAAGAUUCAGAGCAAGCUUGACAAUCAAGGCUUUCUGACCUCUGAGGAUCUCAACCCAUUCCUUUAUAGCGAAAUUCUCGAUGCCAUUAAUCGCAAUGAACCGGAGGUGAAGGGUAUCUUGGUCGACGGAUAUCCACGAUGCAUUGAACAAUUGGACUCCUUUGGGACAUGGCCUUACCAGGACACAGUGCCUCUCGCUGCAGGUGAUGACGGGAAGCUCAGUCUCCAAAUCAAGCCGGAUCUCGUACUCUCAUUUCAGAUCACAAAACAAAACGCCAAAGCCAGAUAUCUGAACCGGGGCAGAGACACCAACGACAGCGCAGACAAGUUUGAGAAGCGCUUUACUGAAUAUGAGCUGGAGACUCUUCCUGUCGAGCAAGAGUAUCGAGAGCGUGGUAUCUUGGUAUCUAUUGAUGUCAAUGGAACCAAAAAGCAGAAUAUCGAGGCUCUGACUAGUUCACUUCAGCAGAAUGGGUUUUGGAAAAAGGUUAUUAGCACAUAA
This is a messenger RNA of Fusarium musae, 639 nucleotides long. RefSeq lists its product as uncharacterized. The record is from RefSeq and is a predicted model, not a curated record. Lineage: Eukaryota; Fungi; Ascomycota; Sordariomycetes; Hypocreales; Nectriaceae. Gene Ontology annotation, cellular component: cytoplasm. The transcript is spliced from 4 exons. The coding region runs from base 1 to 639 and encodes 212 amino acids. Gene Ontology annotation, biological process: nucleobase-containing compound metabolic process. Gene Ontology annotation, molecular function: AMP kinase activity; ATP binding.